Molecule: messenger RNA, 333 nt
Organism: Cylicostephanus goldi
Lineage: Eukaryota; Metazoa; Nematoda; Chromadorea; Rhabditida; Strongylidae
Source: the annotation of a GenBank genome assembly
GGUGAGUAAUCUUCCUCCAUUUUAACAUUAAUUUUUGUUUAAAACUUCUUUUUUAGCGAAUCUCUAAUCCCGCAAAGGUUGUUUGAUGACGGUGACAAGCUGGUAUAUGUUGCCGACAUUCUCUUGGACGAGUUUUCGCGGCUACUAAACUCGGCUGUCCGUUAUGUUUUCAUCACCUGUGAACGGCUUCGACCGGAGUUCACCACACUCCUCAAGGAUUACAUCGAGAACGUUGCCGGCAGAGGAGAAGUGCUUGUACGUAUUGGUAGCAAACAAAUCGAAUUCUCAUAUGAUCGCGGAACAUCCGAACUGUUCUGCUCAACCGUAGAAUAG